CAAAAUGGAGCAAAAAAAAGAAAAUUACCAGCAACUAGCAGUACUUUAUUGAAUUUUUUUAAAAAGAAGCCUGGGCCUGACGAAAACGUAAAGAAAUUUGAUGAUACAUCACGUGAAAAAUAUCAUGUUGAAAAUAAAAAUUUGAUUCAAGCUGUCCAAGAAACAAAUAAGAGGGAACAUUUUGAUGCUCGUAAAAAUGACAUUGCUUUGUUUAUUAAACGUGAUUUAUUAUCAGACGAAGAAAAAAAUACUGUACUUACCAAUUUAUGGUUAUCAAAUCAUAAUUACAUAUUUCCAUUUAAUGAAAAAAACAAAAAAAAAGGUUUAAAAUUUCAGUAUAAAUGGCUGAACGAAUUCAAUUGGCUUGUUUAUUUGGAAGUUGAAGGUGGAGCUUUUUGUAAGCAUUGUGUUGUUUUUGCAAAAACCGGUGGAAUAGGAAAUCAAUAUUUAAAAUAUUUGGUUAGUGAAGUAUUUGAUAGUUGGAAAAAAGCUAAAGAGGUAUUUCGAAAUCAUUCUGCAUUAGAGUACCACACAUUUUCUAUUUUGUAAUCUGAUGAAUUUUUAAAAAUAUAUUUAAAAAAAGAGCCAACUAUAGUAGAAUGAUUGGAUACAGAUAGGUAUUUAAUCAUUA
Molecule: messenger RNA, 631 nt
Organism: Sipha flava (yellow sugarcane aphid)
Lineage: Eukaryota; Metazoa; Arthropoda; Insecta; Hemiptera; Aphididae
Exons: 5
Source: RefSeq, a predicted model, not a curated record